AUGUCUGAAGUUAAAUCAGUCGACGGUGAUUCCAAAUUCCCUGUUAUCGCUCAAAUCCCUACAUUCGACAAUGUUGAGGAGCACAGAAAGUGGCUUCUGCAGUAUAUGGCAGCUGCCUUCCGCGUCUUUGCCCGUAAGGGCUUCUCUGUUGGCAUUGCAGGACACAUCUCUGUGCGUGACCCUGAGAAUCCCAACACAUUCUGGCUGAACCCUCUUGGACAGCAUUUCAGCACAAUCAAGGCCAGCGACUUGGUGCUGGUUGAUGAGGAGGGUAACAUUGUAGGCGGGAGUCGCCGCGCAGUCAACAAGGCUGGGUUCCGUAUCCACGGUGCGAUUCACAAGGCUCGUCCAGAUGUAAUUGCUGCUUGUCACACCCAUUCUAUUUAUGGCAAGUCCUAUUCCGCUUUCGGCAAACCCCUUGACAUGAUCAACCAGGAUGCUUGCAUUUUCUACAACAACCACUGUGUUUACAAAGACUUUGGUGGUGUGGUUUUGUCCGCUGGAGAAGGUGAGCAGAUCGCCAAAGCUCUGGGUGACAAUUCUGCCGUUAUCCUUCAGAAUCACGGUCUUUUGACCGUGGGCACAUGUCCCUCCGCUGCAGCAGCUUUGUUCUGCCUUAUGGAGGACGCAUGCCACGCUCAACUGCUUGCAGAUGCCAGCCGUUAUGAACCUAAGAUUAUCAGUGAUGCUGCUGCUGAGUUCACCUACAAGGCCACCUCAGCUCCCGAAAUUUUGCAUGCUGAGUUCAUGCCGGACUACGAGGUUGAGCUCAAGCUCGACAACAGUUUCUUGAAUUAG
Wickerhamiella sorbophila is the source of this 798-nucleotide messenger RNA. Its product is annotated as Meiotically up-regulated gene 14 protein. NCBI's taxonomy places the organism in Eukaryota, Fungi, Ascomycota, Dipodascomycetes, Dipodascales, Trichomonascaceae. Gene Ontology annotation, molecular function: actin filament binding. The transcript has a single exon. Gene Ontology annotation, cellular component: cytoskeleton. The record is from RefSeq and is a predicted model, not a curated record. Bases 1 to 798 code for a protein of 265 amino acids.